Messenger RNA from Pristis pectinata (smalltooth sawfish), 3218 nucleotides. RefSeq names its product ras homolog family member F (gene rhof). Gene Ontology annotation, molecular function: GTPase activity; GTP binding. NCBI's taxonomy places the organism in Eukaryota, Metazoa, Chordata, Chondrichthyes, Rhinopristiformes, Pristidae. The transcript is spliced from 5 exons. Gene Ontology annotation, biological process: small GTPase-mediated signal transduction; cell migration. The record is from RefSeq and is a predicted model, not a curated record. The coding region runs from base 366 to 1004 and encodes 212 amino acids.
GCAGAACGGUUCAGCAUGUGGCUGGUUAACGGGGAGGCGGGGUCACAGCGGGAGUGUCCUUGAGAUGUGAACACCUACUCCCCACACCGUGCAGCAGCAUAGUUCUUCCAACGUCCUUCAGGACAACCAGGGACAAGAUAGCCCCAAAUCGCUGAAAAUGCGAAAACUGUGAUCAGACUGGCGCAGAGCUUCUUCAAAGUCCGGUUUAAUUCAUUCGAGAAACCAGUGCUGUUACGCACCACGCUUCAGCAGAUGUGCUGCCAGUUGUCACAUUCAUGCCCUGGAUGAAUUUCUCCGAGGUCUGGCGGAACUGAUCGCAUUUUAGUGGAGAGAAACCAAUUAUUUUUUUAGAAAAGAUACCUAAAAUGGCCAUGGCAAAUGGCCAUAAUCGGAACUCGACUGUCGCUGGUGGAAACGAGCUGAAAAUUGUGAUAGUUGGGGACGGUGGAUGUGGUAAAACGUCCUUACUUAUGGUAUUUGCCAAGGGGGACUUUCCAGAACAAUAUGCCCCAUCAGUGUUCGAGAAGUAUGCGACAGAUAUCACAAUUAGGAACAAGAAAGUCACCUUGACUUUAUAUGACACAGCAGGUCAAGAGGACUAUGAUAGACUCCGCCCACUAUCCUACCAAGAUACAAAUGUUAUCUUAAUCUGUUACGAUGUUACAAACCCCACAAGUUUUGAGAAUGUUCGGAUCAAGUGGGUUCCAGAAGUCAAUCACUUCUGCCAGGAAGUUCCCAUCCUCCUGAUUGGCUGCAAAACAGACCUUCGAAUGGAUAAAGAGCGCUUGAGAAGACUGAGAGCUGCCCAACAGGAACCGAUUACAUACAAUCAGGGUGAAGAAACUGCUCGCCAGAUUAACGCUGUGAUGUACUUGGAAUGCUCAGCCAAAUUCCGUGAGAACAUAGAGGACAUCUUUAAAGAAGCUUCCAGUGCAGCUUUAAGUGCCUUGAAGAAGAAAAAGAGCAAGAGGAAGAGAAAGCAGAAGCAAUGCCUGCUUCUUUGACAGUUUGUACCUGUAGUGUUAUUGGUCAGGACUGUGUGCCAUGUAGUGCGUUGUAAAUUUGUCAAAGAUGUCAAUAAUUAUGCAUAUUUUUACAACCUUUUAAAUGAACUCGGUUACUGUCAGGGAUUUAUUUUUCCACAUAUUUUUGGAAAAAAAUUUGGCUAUAUAAUCUCAGAAAGAUGCCCAAAAAUAAUUCCUAUGCAAGCCUCUCCAAUGUCCAGAAACACAUGUUCCUAGAAAAUAGAAAUUACCCCAACAAAUAAAUUGGAAAGUACUGCAAGUGCUGAAAUACCUGAAACAAAAAGAAUAAGAAUGAAAAUGACGACAAUAUCUUGAAAAGGCAUUGCUUUAAAUGUGAAGCAACACCCUGCCUGAGAUGUUGCAUGGUGCUGACUAACAUGUUGUGCAGUUCCAGAAAUUACUACUUUUGUGCAAAAACAGUUUAAGUCACUCAGCAUCACUUUACCCCGCUAAUAGUGUUGGAUUUAGUGCUGAUUUGCAUCAUGCAUCUAAUGAAUGCAAAUUUUUUUUCUAAAUUAUUAAAUGUAAAGGUCACAAAAACUAGCAACUAUUUUCAAAUCAGCCAUGCUCAAAAAUGUCAGAUUUACAAUGACACCUGCUAUUAUGAGCAUCAGCUAAUCAGCACGAAAGCACUUUCAAGAGAAUUAUUUUUUCAUCUUUGAUGACCCUCCUCUCCCAAGGAACACUGUUCAACAACUCUUCUCUAGUACUUUUCUCAAGUUACCUGGUUUGUAAAUUUGUGAACCUAGGGCUUAAGUAACAUCUAGUUAUACAACAAUGGGAACUCAAAAGCACUAUCCUCACAUUAUUUAAUAUCUUGUUUCCAGGAACAAUCAGGAAGGGAAAUAUCUGUAAAUACUUUUCCUCUGCAGACUCAGGGAGGUGGAUGCCAGUGGUAGCAUCUCUACUACUGCUCCAAAUGAGAGCAGUUAAUUCAACAACAUAUGGGAAAUCGAACAAGGGCUUCUGGUCUGUGCUCUUACUUAUACACAUACACACACACACACACACACACACACACACACACACACACACACACACACACACAGCCUUUAAAACUGACCCAGGUCUCAAGCACUUUUCAAUUUAAAAAAAUCACAUGCAGAAGAAUCAGGUUUAAAUGCAUUUUGUUGACCAGUGAGAAUUUUUUUUAACUAAUCAUGGUGCCUGUCUACUAGAAAUAAUAAAUUCAAGAAUGCAGUGAGAGCUGGACUAGAUUAUGCUCAGUUUUGUUUCCAUAAAACAGAAGCAGGAUUAAACUGCUUUCUGUUGGAAAAACACUCUGCUACUUUUCCAAUAUCAGAUACAACAUCCCUGGGGAAAAUCAGUUCAGUAUUUUGUAUUCACAGCAUUUCUUCAAUUUUUACAAAGUUUUAGCUUUUCAUUAAAAUGUUACAAUUAAUUUAUGCAAAUUAUAGGAAAGGGUUUAAGAUUAUAGUACAAUAAUGUAAAAGCAAGGAGCCUAAUUAAUGAAGGAUGAAAAGGGCCUUACUCAUUGGCCUACCAUUUCUGAAAUUUAAGGAAGCAUUGACAGGGCCUGUAGAGACACAACUGCCUACCUGCUCCAGCAGUGGCAGUAGUCAGCACUAGCUUCCUCAGCAAUACAAAUCUAGAAAAAGGAACCAUUCACUGCAAUUUUCUGUCAAUAUGUGUUCAGCAAGAUGAAGGUAAUCUCCUUCUAAAUCUUAAGUGGUACUUCAGAAAAUUUUCAUGAUCUUUCCCACAAUUGUACUGUAUUUGAUAAACCUGUAUUUUAAAGAACUAUUCCCUUUUCUUGAUUACAGUGGACCUUGGAACAUCUUUUUUCCACUGUGCUAUCAGUUAAUUCUUUGAGAUAAAAUGUUGGAGAUCUGUAUCUGAAACUUAUUACUUCAUUCAACAACAAUUUGUGGAAUGUAGGAAUGCAUUGCAGCCAUUAAGAGUUAUAGUCAAUAAACUGACAAUUUGUUAUAGGAUUGUUGGUAAAGUAAGUUAUAAUUUGAUUCUAAUAUUUAGCAAAAUGUAAGCAGUAACCCAAAUUUAUUUUAUUGCACAUUUGCUGGUUAAGAACUGCACUGUGAGCCAAAUCUGCUUGGCUUAGAAAGUAUCAGCUUGAACAUCUGAAUCCUGCAUUUCACAACUAUUGCCAGUGCUAUCUAGUAAAAAAUGUAUUUUAUAUGAACUGAUAAAAAGUAAAUGCUUUCUUAAAAAGUG